Messenger RNA from Ceratitis capitata (Mediterranean fruit fly), 3003 nucleotides. RefSeq lists its product as hypothetical. Bases 72 to 2624 code for a protein of 850 amino acids. The record is from RefSeq and is a predicted model, not a curated record. NCBI's taxonomy places the organism in Eukaryota, Metazoa, Arthropoda, Insecta, Diptera, Tephritidae. The transcript is spliced from 5 exons.
CCACAAAACGAUUUCCUAACAAACGAAGCUCCAAAGCGAAAAUCUCAAAAAAAAAUAGAAACAACUACACCAUGGUAGAAGCGAACGUGUUGCGCAAUGUCGCACCACUUUUACUAAUCACUGUUGCAUUCCUAUGCUGUAGCAUAGGCAACACGUCUGCGCAAGAGAAUAUUAUGCCACAAAUUCCACCUUCACUGGAGGAAUGUUACAACACAAGUUACUUUAUGAAUCGGCAAAAUCGUCUUCCCGCCACCAUUGAUACGCUUAUCUCGUUAAUCGAAAAGGUGGAGAAUACAGCCACCUACGUCCAUGACAUUCGUACACUUUCUGUGGCGCUACUACAACGCUUCCGGCAGGAUGGCAUACAACGCGCCUACGGUGUAGCCGAAUCGCCCGGUGUUAUACCCUACAGUCCAACCGGUUUCCAGUUUCCGAAAUUCCGAAUCUUACUCUCACGUCUCAUCCCCGGCAAUGCGUUCACUUUCCCCAACAGCACACUUACACGCGAAGAACGUUGUUCGCUGCACUUUAUGCUCUCCAGCUCAAUCGAUAUGCGCGUGCGUGGUGAUGAAGGCUCAGUGUGCAGUCGUUUGUCACAAUAUCGCUCUCAGCGUUUGCGUCGUUCAGCUAAUAAUCUACAGCGUAAUAAUGAAUUGAUUGGCGACGUCGAGAUGUUGGAGAGUUGGAAUGCAAAAGCACAAAAACGUGGCCUGAAGCAGAAGGGCGCCUACAGUGACUACGAUUGGGGCUGGACAAAUACAGGCAGCUCGAAUAAUAACCAAGUCAGUCAAUGUCCCGUGGAGAACGGUGUUAUUUGGACGCCUUGGGGCACGGUUUCUGCGGGUGCGCUUUUAGCUGGCGUCGCCACGGGCUUGCAACAACAGAGUGUACAACUGCGCACAUUACUGGCACUAUCGAGCCGCAAUAAUGGUUACACAAAUUUGCCACAAACAGCCACUGUCAGUGUGGACAAUCGUUGGGCAGCCACACUUGCUGGUGAUCUAGCUGAGGUGGCGCUUGUACAAGUGCCUUUCACAACAACAGAGACCGCUUCGGUAGGUGCUAAUGGCGCUUGGAAUAGUACAGUGAUGCCGAAAUGGUAUUUCCUGAUGCAGCGUCAAAACUUCGAAAUGACCGACGCUGAGAUUCGUGGCGGCUUGGAUGGUCUAAUCAUUGCAAUGAAUAUCGCAUCGUGGCGCAGUCAGGCAUCGAGUAUGAAACUAUCACAACUCCUGCGGAUGUAUUACUCUACGAAUGGUGUGCUCAAUAGCGGCAUCAUGGCAUGCAAUCGGAAGAGUUAUUUCAAUAAUUUGGUGCAAAACGAUCAGACGAUGGUGGCGCAGACGAGCGCUUUUGCGCAAGUCUUGGAUCGCGAAAUGCAAUUGGGUGUCACAUUGUCGGCCACAAGUAUUGCUCAAUUCGCUCAGUCGGCAGCGAGUGCACUAGAAACCUAUGUUCCCAACAGUCUUAACGACGUCACCUGUUCUGUUAGUAGCAGCGCCAACGGCAUAUCCAAUGUAAUCACACCGAUGACCAAUAUAUAUGUCUUCUUGGAUACGACAUGGCAGUACAGUACUAUCGUUGAUUAUGUCAAUUACAUACUCCAGCGUAUCAAUGUGAAUCCCUAUGCCAGUUCUUUAACCUUAAUAGCUGCUAAUGAUGGUUCCAUCAUUGUGAAUACAACCAACAACAUAAACGAUCUUUAUCAAGGCUGGAAUGUGACCACACAAGCGCAAUACACGCAAGGUUUCAGUUUGCCUACUGUUUUACAAACUGUACAAAACCUGACGCAAACCUACAUGAAUGCCGAGAAAACAAACUCUACCGUUGGCGGUCGCUCUCUAAUCGCUUUGAUGAUACCCUAUAGCACGGCCCAAGUUAGCAGUAGCGACUCGACCUAUUCCACAACACAAUUGCAAUUUAUUUACGAACAAAUACCUGACCUCCACUUCAUUUACUACACCAGUGGCCAAAUUAACCGCUUUGCUACCUUCGUACGUAAUCCCAGUCAAGAUUUGUUUACGCUGAAUUCGGGUAGCACUGCAGCCUCCUCUUCUGCACCAGUCGUCUCACGCAUCAUCCAAAUUCCGCGUACUCUCAUCAAUCCACGUUGUGGCUCCAACUGGUACACACCCUCUUGGGGCACUGAUCAGUUGGCCCAGUAUCUUUAUCCGAAUGGCACAAACUUCUAUCGCAUGGUACCUAACUAUUUCUAUGGCACAGGCAGUGGUCGCACCGUUUCCAUACAAUCGACCAGUGGCACGCAGUUCAUCAUCUGUACCUCGCGCUACGUGACGCUGCCAACCCAGAAUAACGCCACCAACUACAACGGCGCUUCGUCAGACAUUACUUGCACCACUAUUGGCAGUGGUUUCACCUAUGACUUGUCCAGUGCUUGCAACGGCUACAGUUACAUCAGUCAAUGUCCACCGUUCUACUUGUCGGUACAGGCGCCUACAACAAUGUCUUCCGUAUCGUGCACUGAUAAUGCUUGCCAAGCACCAAAUCAAGCGCGUUAUGUCAUCUCGGUGACGAAUAUGGGCUGUUACAGCGGCGUUGCAGGUCUUUUCGCCAGUUUCGUCACCAUUGUAUUGGCGUACUUCUUACGCGAAGUUUUGCAGUAGAAAACAGCGCUUUAGUUUUAUAGUUUUUCCAAACACAUGUAUAUACAUAUAUACACACAAAUUUUGGGUUGCCAGUGUCAUCAAUGUGCUUAGUGCAGUAAAAAAUAACAAGAAAAUCAGCGUUUAGUCAGCGCCAGCAUACAAAACAUUAUCCUCCAUAGAACACAGAUAUCAUAAAAACUUUUGUACAUCUACAUAAAUAAAUAAUAAUUUUUAUAGACGGCUAAGUUCAUCAAUUUGUAUUUCUAUCAUACAUGUUAAUUAUUGUAUUAAUAUUUAAAAUUUAUAUUGUUGGUUACAUUUCUUUAUAAUUUAUUGUAUACUACAGUUAUAGUGUCUAUACGAAUGCCAAAUAAAAUGUGAGCCAACAAAACACUCA